Molecule: messenger RNA, 781 nt
Organism: Striga asiatica
Lineage: Eukaryota; Viridiplantae; Streptophyta; Magnoliopsida; Lamiales; Orobanchaceae
Source: the annotation of a GenBank genome assembly
UAUUUUUAUGACGUAACAAUACUAUUCUCGUUUGGCAAAAAGAAGAAAAAUAAAAAAAUAAUACUAUACUCCUUUUUAUGUGGUAUCUUCUUUAAGGAAAGAUUUUUUUUCCGUUGUGUAAUAAAUGAAGUGAGAGGAUGAUCAAGGAAAGUAGAUGAGCAACAAUUGUUUUAAGGAAAGAUUCCUAAUCAGUUUGCCUCAAAACCAAAUUAUCAACCCUAAAGUUCAGAAAACCUCUCAAAUUCACCUCUCUGGCCGCACUGUCUCCGCUAUACAAUCACUCGCUUCCUGCCGGAGGUCAACCACGUAUUCUACGCUCCCAACCUGCCGUCAACAUAACGAGCGAGAAGAUGCACGGCACAUUCUAGAAGUACGGGGCGCGCAAGUCAGAUCUGCAUCAGCACGAACAAAGACGCGCGCGGUUCGACGAUAUCUUCGACGCCGGGGCCGCUGUCGAACACCAUUCGGGAUUCAGGCCGACAGAUAUCUGAUCGCCUUGCACUACCAGCAGGCGAAGGUCGGCAAGAACUUUGACCAAGGAAGAUUCUUCUGGGUCUUCUGGGAAAAGAAAGUUACGGGUCAAAAUAGCGAUUGAAGAAUGCAAGAAGAUUUCAAUAGCGUUGUCUUUUGAAUUCAAUUCAAGUCAGGUUACUUAUUCUUCUUCUUGUCCUUUUAAAUUAGUCGUAGGUGAUUUUGAGUUAAUUGCCUUUUUUUCGCAUUGUUUAUUGCUUAUGUUAUUUUUAUUUUCUUCAUGUUGUACAAUUAUUUGAUCUGGGAAAAU